CGACGCGACUUUGGCUUCAUUUUCCCUCUCCCUCUCGCUUCUUUUCAUCUCAGUCUCCACUUUGGGCUCCUCUUUUGGACCGGAGAUCCCAUCAUGCCCGAUGUCAUCAACCUGAUCUCCUCUUCCCCCCGUCCCCUGCCUCCCCCUCCUCCUCCUACCUUCGCCACGACCGCCAAUCAAGUUCACUAUGAAUCUACGUCCAAUCCCUCGAAACGCCGUCGACUGAGUCCCGAUCCCCAAGAUCCGUUCGUGCUCUUCUCCGACGAAGAUGUCCUUCCAUCCAGACCCGCUCCAACGCAGACACACCCGGGGGAUCUGACGUCCGACCCCAUCACCUUCACCUCCUCCGCCCCGCCAAACCCCCCAGACACCAUCACCAUUGACGAUGACGACAUCGACGAGUUCAGCGAUCCCUUCGCCGUCCCCGACCCAGCAGAUCUGUGGAAUCUCGCAACUGCCGCUGCUACCACCGCCCCCGAGAUGAUACCGCGCCCCCGUCCCCAGUUCUCCAGUCGCACCGAAAAUCUCCUCGCCAGUCUUCACAACCGAUCCCAGUCCAACAGCGUGAUCGAUGACGACUAUGACGCCCAAAAGCCUCAGUCCCGGCCGACGUCGACGGGGAGUCGGCUCAAAAUCCACCCCCCACGGAAGGACGGUGAAGACCGAGAUCUCCUCGACGACCCGCCUUCUCCCCGACCAGCCGCUCGCAAAACAGCUCCGAAACGGACCACCGCCGACAAGGACACCCGGGCCCGCGAACGGGAAGCCACCAAGGCCCGGCGAGAGCACGACCGGCAAGUCGAGAAAGAGCGGAAACAGCAGCUGAAGGAAGAAAGGACGCGGGAGAAGCAGCGGACAGCCGACCUGGCCGCCGUCAACAAACUCAAGAUCGACAAGAAGGAAUCCCUCCCAGAGAUGAUCGUCGAUCUGGCCACCACCUUGCAAGAUACGAGCGUGGGCAACCAGACGGCCGAGUUCAUGACCCGGCUCGGAGUCGAGCAGACCUUCUUCGCGAGCGCGAUCCCCAACCUCGUCCGAUGGCGCCGCAAGGUCCGCGCCCAGUACAACCCCCGUCUCGGAUACUGGGAGCCGUGCGUCCCCCACGUCCAAGACGAAGCGCACGUCCUCGUGCUGCUCACAGCCCAGGAAUUCGUCGACCUGGCCACCGCGACUCCAUCCACCCACACAUCGGAGUCAUCACAACCCGUCGACCUCCGAACCCACGUCCACAACCUCAAAACCGCCUACCCCAAUUGCUCCCCUAUCUACCUCAUCGAGGGCUUAACAGCCUGGUUCCGCAAGAACCAAACCGCCCGCAACCGUGCCUUCCAAGCCGCAGUGCGCCGCGCCGCCGCCGCCCCACCGUCUACCUCCUCCUCGUCCCGCCAACGCACAGCGAAACAGCAGCCCGACCCCAUCUCCGACGACGUCGUCGAAGACGCCCUCCUCGCCCUCCAAGUCACUCACACCUGUCUCAUCCACCACUCCAGCACGCCCGCCGAAUCCGCCACUUGGAUCAAGACCUUCACCGAACACGUCUCGACCGUGCCAUAUCGUCGCGAGCGCAUGAACGGCCAAGAUGCCGCCUUCUGCAUGGAAACCGGCCAGGUCAAAUCCGGCGACAACAAAUCUGAUACGUUUAUCAAGAUGCUCCAGGAGGUGAACCGCAUCACAGCUAGCAUGGCCUACGGGAUUGCAGAGCGCUAUCCCAGCGUGAUGAAUCUCGUCGGGGGGAUGAGAAGGGAGGGUGUUUCUACUUUGGAGGAUGUCAAGAAAUCCGCCAACAAAAACGGCGCCCUCACCAACGCCCGCAUCGGCCCCGCCGCCAGUAAACGUCUCUAUAAAGUAUUUAUGGAAACGGAUCCCACCGCGACGGGGGUAUGAUAUGAUAUGAUCUAGUCUGACAUCCGUAGUUCAUCUCUAGGUUAUCUCUAUUGGAAUCCUUCCUGAGUAUAGGAUAUUGCAUUAUGUUUUACGGCUUAUACCAUAUCCAUCCAUCUAUAUUGGUAAAUAUUCGUUGAUUAGGUUGGCCUCUCUUUUUUACUCUUUUUUAUUUUUUUCUAUCUUUACGGAGGAAUGGGUUCGCAUGUAUUGCGUUGCGGUGC
Molecule: messenger RNA, 2105 nt
Organism: Aspergillus candidus
Lineage: Eukaryota; Fungi; Ascomycota; Eurotiomycetes; Eurotiales; Aspergillaceae
Exons: 2
Coding region: 94-1884 (596 amino acids)
Biological process (GO): mitotic intra-S DNA damage checkpoint signaling; replication fork processing; double-strand break repair
Cellular component (GO): nucleus; Holliday junction resolvase complex
Molecular function (GO): nuclease activity; DNA binding
Source: RefSeq, a predicted model, not a curated record